Molecule: messenger RNA, 1443 nt
Organism: Pneumocystis murina B123
Lineage: Eukaryota; Fungi; Ascomycota; Pneumocystomycetes; Pneumocystales; Pneumocystaceae
Exons: 4
Coding region: 1-1443 (480 amino acids)
Biological process (GO): regulation of translational termination; peptidyl-proline hydroxylation
Cellular component (GO): cytoplasm
Molecular function (GO): peptidyl-proline dioxygenase activity; iron ion binding; L-ascorbic acid binding
Source: RefSeq, a predicted model, not a curated record
AUGAUAUUUCAAAAGAAUAUCAUUCAGCUCAACCUUAUGAACAUUGUAAAAGUUCGUCAAGAAAUUCUUGAAAAUUUAGCAUUUUCUGAGAAAGAAACAGAUAUUUAUAAGGUCUUUCAGACAGGUGAUUUAGAAAAUCUUUCAGGUCUUGAGGAAGAUGAACGUAAGAAGCUGUCUUCAUUAAUAAAAUUAAGAGAUGCCCUGUAUUCCAAUGAAUUUCGUUGCUUUAUUUCUAAAGUAACAGGUUGUGGUUAUUUAUCAGGCAAAAUGAUUGAUAUAUCAGUUAAUAUAUAUGGCCAAGGCGGACAUUUGCUUAAUCAUGAUGAUGUUAUUGGUACUCGUGAAGUUUCAUUUAUUCUUUAUCUAGUAGAUCCAGAUGAAGCAUGGUUACCAUCAUAUGGAGGUGCAUUAAGAUUAUAUCCUACGGUUCGACCUUCUUUUCCUGAUUGUGAUUAUGAAAAGGCAAUUUUUCCUGUAUGGAAUCAACUUUGUUUUUUUCAGGUCCAACCAGGGCGUUCAUUUCAUGAUGUGGAAGAAGUUUAUCAGGAAAAUAAAUGGAGACUUUCUAUUUCUGGUUGGUUUCAUAGGCCUCAGCCUGGAGAAGAAGGAUGGCAAGAACCUAAAAUAUCGAGUGAAAAUGUAUUAAGUACUCUACAAAUUCUUCAUUCAGAUAUACAGAAUUAUGAUGAGCCUCGUAUGGAGCCUAAAAUUUGUUCAAUUACUUUUAAUGAUGAAUUUAAUGAAUUUUUAAAAGAUCAUUUGUCAUAUUUAAAGGAUUGGAUAAAUCCCGAAUAUCUUAAUUAUGAAAAAAUGAUGCAGCUAAGAGAAACGUUUUUAGAUUAUUCAGUUCUUGAAUUACCUAAUUUUCUUGAAUCUACACUUUCUAAUCAUAUAAAAAACUGGAUUCUUGAUAUAGAAAAAUCAAGUUCGAUUCAAACAUUAUUAGAUAUUUCUCCUCCUUGGAAACUUGCAAAACCUCUUCAUAAGCAUCGUUAUUUAUAUAUUGAUUCACCUGAUUCUUCUUUUGAUUCCCCUUUAAUUUCUCUUUUACAAAAUCUUUUUAAUCAUCCUUCUUUUCAUCAAUGGAUUCAUUUUUGUACUACUUUAAUUCCUUCUACUUUCUCAGCAUUAAUUCGGCGUUUUCGUCCUGGUCUUGAUUACACUCUUGCAAUCCCACACACCUCUUUAUCACCUAUUCUUGAUCUUAUUCUUUCUUUAACACCAUCUGGACAUUGGGAUCAUGGAAAAAAUGGUGGUUAUCAUCUUUAUAUGACUCCUCCUACGCCUAUACAUUCUAUUUUAUUCAAUUCUAACCCUUCAUGGAACACUUUUCAUUUUAUUUUAAGAGAUUCUGGAGUUCUUCAUUUUAUCAAAUAUCUUUCUCUUUAUUCUCAGGCCUCUCGCUGGGAUAUUCUCUCUCAUUUCUAUUUUUCUGAUUCAUAA